UGAACAAGUAAACCAGAAUGCAUAAAAAAUAAGCUCUCAUAAAUCUGUCAAGCUAUUAUAUUUUUUGUAAAAAAAAAAAAAAAAAAUUAUAUACACAUUUGUCAAAUAGGUUAAAUACAUUUUAAGAAACUGGCAGAUAUAUCCAAAUGAAUUGCCCACCAUAACUCGAUACACUCUUUAGUUGGAGUUUUUUCAGCUCUAGUUUUUUCACUGUGUCCUAAUGUGAAGCGCUCGGACUCAACCUUUUCUGCACUCAAUGUGUUUGCAACGUUUGCACACGGCACCAACGCCACUCCGCCACCAACUUCAACCUGACAAGAACCCGUGCAAACGGAGCGGGAGGCAGGAAAACGUCGCUGCGUUGCUCACGAAGCCUGAUGUGUAACCUGCCGCGUGUCCUAACGUGGGUUUCACAGUGCACAGCUUGUGUCUCUCCUCCUGACGAGGUGACGUUGUCGUCAUUUUCUUGCUGAUUUUGUACGAGUUUUACUUUUUUUUUCCUUUUACUUCAGCGAGCUGUUUUUUAUCGGACUGUCUGGAUUGAAAAAGCAGAACGUGCGCGCUGGAGUGAGGUUAAAUUCGUGGAAGAAAGGCGGCUGCGUAUAUCUGUUCAACUGCUGUUAGCUACAGUGAAUUUAGCGGGAACCUCGACUCCAUUUUCUGCUUUCCAUAACGUCUCCGCUCUGCUGGCUGAUAAAAGUCAAUUCAUUUUGGAUUUCCACCCGACAUCCUCCAUGACUUGUUUGAAGGAGUGGUCCCUGUGGAGCUGGCACACUGUUUGAAAGGUUUGAUGGCAAAAAAAUAUUUCACGUUGAAAGAGCUGAAUAAUGCAAUCCUGUGUUUUCCCUACCAGCAUUCUGACAAGGUUGACCGUCCUCACCCAGUUCCUCAAAAUUUUGCUUCCCCAACACAGUGUUAAUGGCAACUGAUGUCCUUAAACUAAGAGUCAUCCUCGAUGACGUCAAUGCAGAGAGGCUUAUUCUGCCCUCUCGUCCUGAAACUGUACAAGCCCUCAUUUCUGAAAUGAAAGAUAAGUUAAAUCUGACCUUUGACUUUCGCCUUCAAUUUGAAGACCCCGAGUUUAAUAAUGCUCUCAACAAUUUAGUCAACAUGGAAGACCUACCAGCUAAAGCAACCAUCAAGAUAGUUAGAGUUAUUGAGUCAGAUCUCAGUUCCACAAGCACAGAUGACACUGUGUUAUUGUCAGACAACACCGACUCACCAGAGCGACUAUGCCGAUGGCCAGCCAUCUUUACUGUUCCAACAUUCUCAUACGAGGUGGAGUAUAUGCUAAGAGAGAGAAACUCUGCCCUGGGAGAUGGAAAAACUGUCAGGUUGACCAGGGAUCAAAAGCAUAACAUACUAGAUGUCAUGGCUGCUGAAAUAUAUAAGCACAAAGCAUAUCCGAGUACCAAACAGAUUGGCUUGGCCGCAGAGGCUCUGGUGAGCAAACACCCUUGUCUAAAAGAAAAUGGAUCCACAAAAGGAUACGAGGGCUGGCUGAACAGUUUGCGCUUCAAGAUGGGCAACUACAGGACCAAAUUGAGCAAGUCUGGCAUAAGGGAUGUGGCUGUAAAUGCCGGAAAGCGUAGCAGGACCAAUCCAGAGGGUGCGGCAUCCAGGGCCAGCAUCAAAAGACCCAGAAGAGGGGAAAUUAAUUUCCUUCCAAACUAUCCUCAUGGAGAAAGGAAGCAGACACUCGAGACGCAGAGGCUUGCAAUGGUCGAGCAGUUCAAGAGGACAUCGAUGGAAAGAGACAUGGUAUCCAUCCAUCAACAUAUGCAACGUACGUUUGCACUCAGACGUGAAGAAAUUGUGAAUUUAGCUCCUCCAGUUGUUGAACUGAAGGACAGAUGGCCUGCACUCUUCUGUGAAGCCCAGCUCUACAGUGAAUUCCACAGGAUCACAAACCUAAAUCUGCCAUCUACAUUCUAUGCUUCACUCGACAAGUACACACCUCAGCUGCUACAGCUCUACAAAAAGAGGAAGACUGGCACUUUUGGACAGAAGAUGGAAGCGGUUAUGAUGGCAUUUGAGGAACGGGACAAAAAUUAUAUCUGUGCAGCUCGAAUAGCCGCCCUGGCCGGCCUACCACACUACUUGAAGGAGGAUUCAGCAGAAGUCUUCAGAACAUGCAAGGAGGAUGACUUGGAAGCCGCCCAGGAGGGAGAAGUGGCUCUGGUGGCAGUGGUGAAUCAGGAGGAGGUGCUUCAAGUUCCCUUCGAAACCCAGCAUGUGUCCAUUGUUCUUGAAGAUAUGGUUGUCAUGUCACAUAGGUCCUGGACUGAUUCGCUGGUGAUUUUGUUUGCAUUGGUGUAUGCACUGCAUUUGAAGUACCCGGAUAAGCUCAGUGCCUUCUUUGAGUUCAUUCAGGUUAUCCUCCUUGACCUGGAUGAUGGCAGGAAGCAGCUUAGGCCUAAACUACAGGCCUUAAAAAAUGAGCUGGAGUAAAGUGGAGCAUUUGUUGUCAGCAUUUUCUAAACUAAAAUACCGUGUGGCUGGCCAGUUGAUUUAUUUUGUUUAGACAAGUAUUUAGAUAUGGUUAAUCAAUACUGUUGAGAUACUGUGAUUGAUCUAAGCAGAGAGGCUUUGAUUUUGGGUGUUAAACAUUCAACUAUAAGUAAAACUUUUAAUGUUUAAUAAUUUUACUAUGCAUGUGUCACCAGUUUUGACACUUAAGAUAUUGUUGUUGAUCUGAGCCCCAGAAAGGCAAGUCUGUUUCAAUGUAUUUUGGGUGUUAAGCAUUCGAUCUAAUAAAACUAAGUUUUGAUACACA
Messenger RNA from Acanthopagrus latus (yellowfin seabream), 2776 nucleotides. RefSeq names its product sterile alpha motif domain-containing protein 3-like. Lineage: Eukaryota; Metazoa; Chordata; Actinopteri; Spariformes; Sparidae. The transcript has 7 exons. The record is from RefSeq and is a predicted model, not a curated record. Bases 919 to 2451 code for a protein of 510 amino acids.